ACCAUCUUUUUCUUUUCCCGCUCUUUAAUCUAGUUUUCUACUUGUGUUUGCUUUAACUAUUCAUUACUAAUAUAAAUCAGUGUUUGCUCCAACAACACUGAUAUAAGAGUAGUAGUCAAUGAUUUGUGGCUACUUUUCGAACCAAAAUCUGCUUCUGCCUCUGCCUCAAACAUUGUAACAAAGAGAUGGAAACCAUAAAGCCAAAAUCAGCAUUGAAGAGCAAGAGAUUCGGCAAGACAUUCCAGAAAGUAAUUAGCCUGAGAAGCAGCGCAACAAAAAUCGCUUCAAGCAAUGGAAUCUGCAUCCUCAACCCUAACAACAUCAAAGACAACAAAGGAGCUCGGAACAGGGCAGUUAUGGAGGCGCUGGUGGCGAGGCUCUUCGCAGGAGUGACUACCAUUAAAGCAGCAUACGCAGAGCUUCAAAUGGCUCAGCACCCUUACAACAACGAUUCAAUACAAGCCGCUGACCAAGCCGUUGUGGAUGAACUCAGAGCCAUCUCAGAACUCAAACGCAGCUUCAUCAAAAGAGACUUGGAUCUCUCUCCACAAAUCACCAUCAUGCUCGCAGAGGUUCAAGAACAACAGAGCCUCAUGAAGACCUACGAGAUCACCAUCAAGAAGCUCCAAGCUGAGGUUGACAACAAAGAACGCAACAUCUCAUCGCUCAAGAAACACCUCCACGACUGCGUUUCCUUCAACAAAUCCUUAGAGAAGAAGCUCAACUCCAGCGGCUCCUUCUCCAUCUUCGACAACCUUAAACUCUCCGCGCUCAACCCAACGCAUUUCCUCCACUUUCUUCACCACGCGUUGAGAUCUAUAAGGAGCUUCGUUAAGAUGAUGAUAAGGGAAAUGGAGAACGCUCAUUGGGACCUCGAAGCAGCCGUCAAUUUCAUCCAUCCAAACGCGGUCUUCACGAAACCAAGCCACAAGUGCUUCGCCUUUGAGUCCUUCGUUUCCAUAACAAUCUUCGAAGGCUUCAACUACCCAAACUUCAAUGUCCAAAACGACCAAAGCGUUCGCCACCACAACAAAAACCAGAGCCUCUACUUUGAAAAGUUCAAGAAGCUGAAAUCACUGAGCCCGAAGCAGUACCUAACCCACAACCCGAACUCUUCCUUCGCCAAGUUCUUAAAAGCGAAGUACCUGCAAGUGGUUCAUGCGAAGAUGGAGUGUUCCUUGUUCGGGAACCUGAACCAGAGGAAGAUGGUGAACUCAGGAGGGUACCCUGAGUCUCCCUUCUUCACGGCGUUCGCUGAGAUGGCGUGGCGCGUGUGGAGCUUGCAGUGUUUGGCGUUGUCGUUCGAGGAAGAAGUGAGCAUCUUCCAGGUGAAGAAGAACGCGAGAUUCUGUGAGGUGUACAUGGAAUGCGUGACGGAGGAUGCAGUUUCAGGUUCUUGUUCUUCAGGGGAAUCAUGUGAUGAUUCAGAUUCAGGGGAGCUUAGGGUGGGGUUCACGGUGGUGCCGGGGUUCAAGAUGGGUAAAACCGUCAUUCAGAGUCAGGUUUACGUGUCUCUGGUCGGUUCUUCUUCUCCGGCGACUUCCUGAUAGAAAUAAUAAUAUAAUAUACUCAUUAUGAAAUAUGAAUUAGGUGUUAGUUAUGUAUGAAAUAAACAUAUACAGAUUUUUAAUUAGAAAGGUGCAACAGUGUUUUGUGUAAUUGUUGUAUGUACAAUUUUUUUUCUCUUGUCUGAUUAGGUCCUCGUUGUACAUUAAGAUGGAGAAUUGGAGAUUAGGAUUCUACAUAGAUUUGGUAGAUAAUAGGCCUUUUUGGACCCAUCUCUUUUAUUUACUCUUAUCAAUAAUAAGAACAAAAUUGUA
Messenger RNA from Arachis duranensis, 1820 nucleotides. RefSeq names its product protein GRAVITROPIC IN THE LIGHT 1-like. Bases 186 to 1547 code for a protein of 453 amino acids. Gene Ontology annotation, biological process: negative gravitropism; response to red or far red light. The transcript has a single exon. The record is from RefSeq and is a predicted model, not a curated record. NCBI's taxonomy places the organism in Eukaryota, Viridiplantae, Streptophyta, Magnoliopsida, Fabales, Fabaceae.